Molecule: messenger RNA, 2741 nt
Organism: Heterobilharzia americana
Lineage: Eukaryota; Metazoa; Platyhelminthes; Trematoda; Strigeidida; Schistosomatidae
Source: the annotation of a GenBank genome assembly
AAAGUUGUAGCGCUAACAUAGCGUAAAGUCUUUGAACUGGAACUGGAAUCCACAAAAUGAUUUUAUGACAGGAAGUCCUGUCAUAAUAUCACAAUAAAACAAGUUCUUAUUAUUGUUCCAAAGUCUUUUUUCAGUGAAGUUAUUUGUUAAUGAAACAGAACAUUACCUUGCAAAGGAACGACAAAUCUAAGCAAAAACAGACUUUUUCCAAAAAUUUUCCCCAAUAGAACCCUACUAAUAAAGAAAUGUGCACUAAACCCUUUAGAAUCACAGAUGACUUGUAUACUCAAAAUGUUUUUACAGAAGCUCGUGAAUUACUAAGUGAAUGGAUGGUCAAAAGCAUGUUUACUUCUGAAGAUUUAGAUUUUACAACCGUUGAUCUAGAACAAUUUACGCCUGACAGAAGAGAAAUCAAAAAGGAAUGGGAUCAUCUUGUUCAAAAAGCGUUCCAUCAAAAUAAUUUUUCAGAUAACUAUGCGAUAAGAAGUCGUUUUAAAGAUUUCUCGUUUCCGGAAUAUGAUUCCAGAAAUACAUGCCCAAGUAAUCUCGCUUUUGCAACGUCAAGAAGAGGCCAAAGCAAGACGGGAACUUCGAAAAAAGAAUUGGAAUCUCGCCUGCUUCGUGAGGCUACUGAUCGUGAAAUAAGAGAGCAAGCUCUUCAUAAGGCUAAGCAGGAUGAAAAAUUGAGACAAGCUCAGGAAAAAAGAGAAGAAGAACUACUUCAACAAGAAAUGGUACGAGUACGUAAAGAAUUGGAAUUGGAGAGGAAUCUAAUUAAUAAAUUCAGGAACUCUCAAAGUGAAAUCAAAAAUAAUUCGCACCAACAGAACCCUGUUCCCCAACUAGACCUUUCAAGCAUCUCAUUUUCUUCUGAGAAAUCAACGGAUGAGGAUGUUGGUGCAAAUGUAAUAAAGCUUAGCUGCAGGUCUAACCAAAUGGAGAACGAAAAAUAUUUGAUAAGACAUACAUUUAUUGCCUGGCACAAUAUAAUUCGCAGCAUAAAGAUCAAAUAUUCUACCCUUAAAGUGCAAGUUGAAUUUCGUUUAAAAAAAACAUAUUUCAAUUAUUGGAAAUUUAAAGUACGUGAAGUUCACUUAAACAAGGAAAUUAAUAAAGCGAAAUUGGACAGCAUAGAAUUAGUAAAGAAGGAAUAUAUUGCAAAACAACAUUAUGAAAUGUUUCUCUUUAAACAGUGUUUUUCACAAUGGAAGCAUUCUGUUAAAAUGGAGAAAUCUACUCGCGACCAAAUAAAUAGAGAAAUAUUAAGACAAGAAAAAGAAGUUGAAUUUCUUCAUAAUUUAGAGAAUAUAAUCAGGAACGAUGACGGAAACGCAAAUUCAUCUGAUGUUAACAAUGAUGGUCGUAAUGAUAAUGGAUCAUCUUUUGGUCAUAGGUGUUUAAGCGAUAGAAAAUCGCAAAAUUCAAAGAAUGUGGGUGUUAACAGAAAAUGCUUGAAGUCAAUGAGUUCAUCUUGUUCUCUUGAUGACCUGAAGUAUAAUAUUCCCAAAUUUCAUGCUUCUGAAAGUGAAAGAAAAAUGGCAAUAAAACCACCUACUCAAUCAAUUCCAGUGAAACCACAUUUAAAUCAAACCGUUAUCCAACAACGUAAUAUUAUUGCUGCUCAGAAACGUGAAAUUGAAGCUUUAAAAUCAGCUCAUCAUUAUUCUGAGUUGUUGUUAGAAGCUCGAGCUCAUGAACUGGCCAAAAAUAUUUUAGAAAAAACUUAUACAAAAAACAAUCGACGUUGUAAAUCUGGUUCAACAUUGAAAGAAGCAUCAUCUAAUGUUGAAGAUAAAUGUGUCAAGGAUGAUUCCAAUGAUAGAAACCUGUGCAAGACUGAAACCCCAGCGGACAAUAUUAAUCAGUUGACUACAACGGAUUCCCUAUCAAAACCACUACAUCCAGCUAUUAUACCAGCUAUUAGAAAAGAUUCAUUUGUUCGAAGAAUGGAAGAGAGGGCUGCUGAAAGAGCUCGCCGACACGCCAUACAAGAAGAAAGAAGACGUGAAAAUGAACAACGAAAGAAAGCAGAAUUAGCUAAACAGUUAGAAGAGGAAGCUAACAGAAUUAAAGACGAAAAGAGAAUACUUAUAGCUGCUCAAAAGGAGAAAAGAAUUCGUGAACAAAAGCUAAAACAACAAACGGAAUUAAGAUUAGCGCAUCAACAGGAACUGAACUCAAAGGCUGUCACUCAUAGGAAACUAUUAUGUCUUCGUUAUUAUGGCUUUAAGCCAUGGAUUAAAUUCUUAAUUCAACAACAUACAUUGACUGAGGUAGCUAAUGUUCAUCUACAGAAGGUUCUUAUGAGAAAUGCAUUUCAUAGUUGGCUGUUACAUGUACAGAAUAAACGUGAACAAGAAAAUAAGUUUACUCAAAAUCAUUACAAUACUUGUCUCAUGAAAAGAGGAAUGAAAGGAUUUAAAAAGGCCUGUGAAAUGUGCAAACAACUUGAGGUUCAUGCUAGUCAGUGGUAUAAUCAACAACGUUUACGACUUAGUUUCUCAAUGUGGAAUCAGUAUGUAGUGGAUUUAUGCAUCCGAGAAUGGCAACAAGAAGAAACUGCUUAUGCUCAUUACAGCAGACGGUUAUUGUUCUUCUAUUUCAAAAUAUGGAUUCAAUUUCCAUUGUCACAAAGGAUACAGCGUGAACGUGAAUAUCGCCGAGAACAAUUUCGUAAAUGCCUAUUAGAUCUUGUUCCCGAUUUUAGUCCACCUAAACAAGAUACCAGUGAAUUGGAGUAA